AAGAAACCUGAAUCCGGAUGCAAGUAUAUAAAUUACUUUGAAUUAGAAGGGCUAGAAAUACGCAUUUCCUUCAAUGUAUAUAUAUUUCCAAACUACAUAUAGCAAUACACUAAGCAAACAAUAUAUAUGUAAUGUGAACCAAUCCAGUGUCAAACUGUUAAAAUGGAAAUGUGUCUAUAUUAUAUGUGAUAUUUAUUUAGAAAUUUAUAAAUAUGAGUAAUCAUGGACAGAAUCAAGGAAGUCAUAUACGCUUUAACGACAAUGUUUCUUUUGAUCCCCAUGCUGUCCACUGUGUGUUACAUGACCCAUCCUGUGGAGAAGUACACUUAGGCUUGUUACAAGCUUUACACACUUAUAUUGUAUCAUUUGAUAUGCCACAUCAACUGGGCAACUUGGCUAUACCACCACUUCAGACUCCAACUGUUACAGUUAUGUCAUUAAGACCUAUUGAAGAUCAAUGUGGCCACCAUGUCACUUUGGAAGUGAAAUGUAACGAAGACGGAUUUCUGGAUGAAGCAAUCGUGUUUGAAAACAAAAGUGAGCAAACAUUUACACUUAAGAUACGUUCCAAAUUAAUGGGAAACCACAUGGGUACACCGGCAUUAAAAUCUGGUGUGAAGUUGUUGCACAAAGCGCUGGAUGUGUCGUCAGAUGCUGCGUCAGACUGGCAGGGCUUUGAAUGAUCUUUUUAAGAAUUUAGUAUUUUGGCAAUAAAUAGGUUAUAUUUGAAUUAAAUAUUAAAAAACAAAAUAUUGUGCACUUUAAGACGUAAAAGUUAAUUUUGUAUGAAUCUUAGACAUGUUUGUAUUAUGUUAGUUUAGAGUUGUAACGUAUAGUUUCAUUCUCACAACAAUGUCAUAUUAAUAUGUACGAUACUUAGGAUUGUGUACAUACAAACUGUUAGCAUUGUGAAAGUUUAUUUGGAACUUCUCAUCAUUUGCUGCGACUUUAGCUGACGUAAUGUUUUUUAUUAUUAUUUUUUAUGUACAUAACGUUGUGUAAAUUUAAACACGUGAAUAUAUAAGAGACCAUA
Molecule: messenger RNA, 1033 nt
Organism: Hydractinia symbiolongicarpus
Lineage: Eukaryota; Metazoa; Cnidaria; Hydrozoa; Anthoathecata; Hydractiniidae
Exons: 3
Coding region: 213-683 (156 amino acids)
Source: RefSeq, a predicted model, not a curated record